UUCUUAGAAAGAUACCCCAAAAAAAAAGGUACAAUACUAUAAUUCUGUUUUCCUUUUGUUUAUUUCCUAGUUCUCAUCCCAGAAAGUGUUUCUUGUCUCUCUGUGUUUCAUGGCUAAAACUCAUACACUUGUACACUACUCAAUUUUUUAUCUCUUUAUUUCUGUAUUUACAUUUGCACAAGAUGUAAACCAAUUCAUCUACAAUGGUUUCCAAGGAGCCAACAAUCUUCAACUCUCAGGUCUUGCAAACAUCCAAUCUGAUGGCCUUUUACAACUAACCAACAAUUCACAACAACAAAGUGGUCAUGUUUUCUACCCUCAAACAUUCAACUUGAAUGCAAAUAAUUCUUUCUCCACAUCUUUUAUAUUUGCCAUGUAUCCUGAUGUUGAAGAUCUUGGUGGGCAUGGAAUAGCGUUUGUUAUCUCAUCAUCCAUGAACUUUAAUGAUGCUGCUCCUGCUGAGUUUCUAGGACUAUUCAAUCUGACUAACAAUGGUCUUUCAUCUAAUCAUGUUUUCGCCGUAGAAUUAGACACUAUUCCAAAUGCUGUAUUUGGAGAUAUUGAUGGCAAUCAUGUUGGUAUUGAUAUUAAUAGCUUGAAUUCUGUUGCUGCUGCUUCAGCAGCAUACUUUGAUGAUGCAUUACAGACGAACACUAGCCUUGAGCUUACUAGUCGCCAAGCUAUGCAAGUUUGGAUAGACUAUUAUGGAAAUUCAAGGCUAAUGAAUAUCACGUUAGCCCCAUUUGAUCAUCCUAAACCAGAACAUUCGCUCAUAUCAACUCAUGUUAAUCUUUCAUCUGUACUUGUUGAAUCUAUGUAUAUAGGUUUUUCUGCAGCUACUGGUAUUACUACAAAUGAGCAUUACAUAUUAGGUUGGAGUUGGAGUCAAGUUGGGCAAGCUCCAAGUUUUAAUUAUUCCGAUCUUCCAUCACUUCCAAGAGUUCCGAAUCCUCCAAGGAAUAGGCUAGAACCAAUUUUUAUUGUACUUCUUGUUGUUUUUGUACUAUUAUUGUUCGUGAUUGUUGGAAUUGUAUAUGUAAUAAGGAGGAAAAUGUAUGCAGAAGUUAAAGAAUCAUGGGAAGAUGAAUAUGCUUCUCAUAGAUUCUCAUUCAAGGAUUUGUAUGUAGCAACUAAAGGCUUUAAAGACUCUGAACUUCUUGGUUCUGGAGGUUUUGGGAAGGUGUAUAUAGGCGUGUUACCUUCUACAAACACCCAAGUCGCGGUCAAGAGAGUUUCCCAUGAUUCAAAGCAAGGAAUGAGGGAAUUUGUGGCUGAAAUUGUUAGCAUGAGAAGGCUAAGACACCGAAACUUGAUCCAACUCUUAGGCUAUUGUCGAAGAAAAGGAGAGCUUCUUUUGGUUUAUGAUUACAUGCCUAAUGGAAGCCUUGAUAAGCUCAUCUUUGUGAAAAAGGAAACUGAUUCUGUCCUUUUUUGGUCUCAGAGAAUGAACAUUAUUAAAGGGGUGGCUUCUGCCUUACUAUACCUUCAUGAAGAGUGGGAACAACUUGUCCUGCAUCGAGAUGUUAAAGCAAGUAAUGUUCUGUUAGAUGCUGAUAUGAAUGCUAAACUAGGUGAUUUUGGGCUUGCUAGACUAUACGAUCAUGGAAGUAAUCUUCGAAGUACCAACAUUGUUGGAACAGUUGGAUAUCUUGCACCAGAACUCGGUAUAACAGGCAAGCCAACUCCUGCUACCGAUGUUUUUGCUUUCGGAAUAUUCUUACUUGAGGUGGCCUGUGGAGUGCAGCCAUUUCGCGUGCUCAAUGUGGCCGGAGAUGAUCUAGUUUUAGUUGAUUGGGUAUUCGAGUGCUGGAAGAAGGGCGCUAUUGUUGAGACAAGCGAUCCUAAGCUAGGAGGAUAUUAUGAUAUUGAAGAAAUGGAGCUUGUUUUAAAACUAGGCUUACAUUGUUCACAUCCUAAACCAGAAGCAAGGCCUAGUAUGAGACAGGUUGGUCAAUUUCUUCACAAGGAUGCUGUUCUACCAGAUGUGCCAGUUGAUUACGAUCUCGAUAGAAGUGAUUUCUAUGAUCAAGGUUGGGGAACAUCUGGUUCACUUCCACCCUCAUUUCGGGUAUCAGAUAACACCUUAUUUUCGAAUAAAUCAGUCGGUCAUCAUGGUCGCUGAAAUCUGAAUGUUCUGCUGUAUUCUGAAUGUAAUUAAGGUGGAUUAGAUAGAUUAAGCUCAUAAUUAGGAAGCAAAUUUUAGAUCUUGUAAUUUGGAAGACAAGAUUAAACAUCUCUUUAUUUAUUUCUUUGUUGUGAAAUAACUUUUAUCCAUAAUACUACAUCUAUAUUUCUGAGUUC
Messenger RNA from Beta vulgaris subsp. vulgaris (sugar beet), 2301 nucleotides. RefSeq names its product L-type lectin-domain containing receptor kinase SIT2-like. Gene Ontology annotation, molecular function: protein kinase activity; carbohydrate binding; ATP binding. The transcript has a single exon. Gene Ontology annotation, biological process: protein phosphorylation. The record is from RefSeq and is a predicted model, not a curated record. Lineage: Eukaryota; Viridiplantae; Streptophyta; Magnoliopsida; Caryophyllales; Amaranthaceae. Gene Ontology annotation, cellular component: plasma membrane. Bases 110 to 2122 code for a protein of 670 amino acids.